CUCUCGGCGAGAGCGGCGUGCCUCCCUUCCCAGAUGGCAGCCGGCAGCGCCAUGCAGCCUCCCGUUCCUCCGCCUCCUCUCCCUCCUCUCCGGCUCUAAGUUAAUGCCAUGCUGCCGCUGCUCCUCCCGGCACUGCUGGCCGCCUGCCUGCCGCCCUGCCAGGGCUGGAGCCCCUCGGCGGCUGCCAGCGGGCAGGAGGAGCAGGAGCAAGAGCUCUUCUUGCCCCCUGUCAACUCUUCCUCCCGCUCCUUGGCCAGCCUCGAGAUGGACCUCGACGGGGCAGCAAGCAAGGAAGAAGGCAGCACCGCCAGCCCGGGCACGCCGGCUGCCCCUAGCCGAGAGCCUUUCCCUUCCGCUCCCACCUCCUCCGGGCAGCAGCAGCAGCAGCAACAGCAGCAACGUCCCCAGCCGCAGCCCGCCGAGGACCCGCACUGCAAUAUCAGCGUGCAGCGGCAGAUGCUGAGCUCGCUGCUGGUCCGCUGGAGCCGCCCGCUGGGCAUCCAGUGCGACCUCCUGCUCUUCUCCACCAACAGCCACGGGCGGGCCUUCUUCUCCGCCGCCUUCCACCGGGUCGGGCCGCCGCUGCUCAUCGAGCACCUGGGGCUGGCGGCCGGCGGAGCCCAGCAGGACUUGCGCCUCUGCGUGGGCUGCAGCUGGGUGCGGGGCAGGCGGGUCGGGCGCCUGCGGGGCGCCGUCCCUCAGGCCGCCGCCGCCGCCCCCUCCUCCUCCUCCUCCUCUUCCUCGCUCUCCUACCCGCCGGCGGCGGAGCCCGGCCAGUACUGGCUGCAAGGGGAACCGCUGAAUUUCUGCUGCCUGGAUUUCAGCCUGGAGGAGCUGAAGGGGGAGCCGGGCUGGCGGAUGAACCGCAAGCCCAUCGAGUCUACCUUGGUGGCUUGUUUCAUGACACUGGUCAUCAUCGUGUGGAGCGUGGCCGCCCUCAUCUGGCCGGUGCCCAUCAUCGCCGGCUUCCUGCCCAACGGCAUGGAGCAGCGCCGCAGCACCGCCGCCGGCACCGCCGCCGCCGCCGCCAAGUAGCC
Molecule: messenger RNA, 1037 nt
Organism: Haliaeetus leucocephalus (bald eagle)
Lineage: Eukaryota; Metazoa; Chordata; Aves; Accipitriformes; Accipitridae
Gene: TMEM158
Product: transmembrane protein 158
Exons: 1
Coding region: 109-1035 (308 amino acids)
Molecular function (GO): peptide binding
Source: RefSeq, a predicted model, not a curated record